GAGGGCUGGCCUCUCGACAGGAACGAUAUCUCGUCAGAGCACCGGUGUAAAACGUGUCACUUCUUGGAAGUUUUAACUUCGGAGUGAUUCAUCUUGUUAGAGAUAUACGAUCUUUACUUCAACUCUUCUGACAGCAGCCAGCAAGGAGUUCCUGUCCGUUUUAUAUAAGCUACCUUCAAACUGACCUGAGUGGACAGUUGAGGGAGGGGGAGUACUUUUGUCCUGGUCUCCCCCGGCAGACCCUGACUAAACCAGCCAGUCAUGGAUGACGGCUCUUCACUGGGCAAAGUCAGUAGUUCCACUGAGUCUGUGGCCACAAUCACCAGUGAGGAGUUUGUUCUGGUGCAGUGCAGUGCUGCAGCAUCACCAUCAGGAUCAGAGGGCAAGCCAAGACUCAAGAUGUCUUCGAAUGGAAGUGAGCAGCUGGAGAAAGCAAUGGAGGAGCUCCUGGAUGAUGAUGAUGAGGAGGAGGAGGAGGUGAAGGAGGAGAAGAGCAGUUUGGAGAAAAUGGAGAAGGAGAGGGAUUCAGGGAGUCAGGUCCUGAGCCCAGUCUUUGAACCCCAGCAUCCAGAUGUAUUGUUUCCAGCAGUGUCCAGCCCCACUGUGCUGGAGGAGAUAGUGUCCAGUUCAACAAGCUGUCUACCUGGGCUGUACCUGGGUCAAAGCCCCUCGGAAUGA
Thalassophryne amazonica is the source of this 678-nucleotide messenger RNA. Its product is annotated as rab GTPase-activating protein 1-like. The transcript has 4 exons. Lineage: Eukaryota; Metazoa; Chordata; Actinopteri; Batrachoidiformes; Batrachoididae. The record is from RefSeq and is a predicted model, not a curated record. The coding region runs from base 262 to 678 and encodes 138 amino acids.